AUGGAAGCAACUUGUCUAUUUUCCACAGCACAUCCUCCUCUGCCAUUUUCCCUGCUGGGAAAACCAGAGUGUAAGAAAAUGAGAUUCUUGCAAGGGAAAAGAUCGAGCGCCAUGGUUUUCGCUGCUGGAAGAGACUAUAGAGGAGGCUUGGUCGACAAAAGCAUGAUCAUCCUGAGGAAACGCAUUCAUGAGAUGAAAAUGAUUGAGAGGAAUUAUGAGCCGCCGGAGGAAUGGACGGAAUGGGAGAAGCGAUAUUACACGUGCUAUGAUGAGUAUAUUUGUCAAGUUGUGGGUUUGUUGCAAUCGUAUUUGAUGAACACCAGGCCCAGCUUCUCUCUUGGGAUGCUUGCGCUCAUCACCAUGAGCGUCCCGGCAUCGACGGUCAUGAUUGUGCUUCGCUUGAUUGAGGGGGCUAACGGGGUCCUCUCUGCCGUUCAUCACGGUUGA
Messenger RNA from Corylus avellana, 447 nucleotides. RefSeq lists its product as uncharacterized. The record is from RefSeq and is a predicted model, not a curated record. Lineage: Eukaryota; Viridiplantae; Streptophyta; Magnoliopsida; Fagales; Betulaceae.